Messenger RNA from Lobosporangium transversale, 1218 nucleotides. RefSeq lists its product as hypothetical. Gene Ontology annotation, cellular component: membrane. Bases 1 to 1218 code for a protein of 405 amino acids. NCBI's taxonomy places the organism in Eukaryota, Fungi, Mortierellomycota, Mortierellomycetes, Mortierellales, Mortierellaceae. The record is from RefSeq and is a predicted model, not a curated record. The transcript has 3 exons.
AUGGAUCAGUCAACAGCUUUAGCCGGGAAUACAUCUGAUCAAGGCUAUCAACAGGACCAGGACCGGGAGCGUGAAGACCGAGAGCACACUGAAGCGCGGCGAUUGAAACUAGCCUCAAUCAUUCUUUUCAUCUGCAUCAUCUCAUUUGUGCUCCAAACAGAGCUUACAAAAUUUGUGCAAACAUCCAUGGGCUAUCAGAAGCCAUACUUUAUCCUUUAUAUAUCCCAUUCCUUUUGGGCUAUUGCUCUCCCACUACAGUUCAUAUAUUCUACCUAUCUUUCACCCGGCGCUCCAGGAUCGCAUCUGACAUUGCAAGAGCGCAUCAGCUAUUUUGCGAAACUAGUACGGCAUUCCACACACGAUCUCUAUCACAGGAAGUCUGAGUACAUUUUAGUUGGACAAGCAACAGUAACAGACCCUACAAUACCGUCAUCAACACCCUUUUCUCAUGCAGGGCAAGAGGCAAAGAGUUUAUGGAAAUACCUCUUUUAUGUCACAUUUGGGAUGACUAUUCUAUUCAUGGUUCCUUCGUAUCUGUGGUACUCAUGUGUGGCUAUGACCUCAAUGGCGAAUUUAACUGCUAUCUACAACACAGCCUGUUUCUUUGCCUACUUGUUCUCAGUCGUGCUAUUGAAUGAAAAGAUUGUGGUAAACAAAGUUAUUGCUGUCAUCCUUUCCUUGCUUGGAGUCGCCAUUAUCAGCUUAACCGUUGAGGAUACCACUGUCCCAGAUGACCAAGGAAAAAAACAUUCGACUGUCGCCCUUGUGGGAGAUUUUCUAGCUCUUAUUGGUGCAGCUCUCUAUGGCUUUGAAGAGGUUGUCUACAAAAAAUACGCAUCCUCAAAGAUUCAACCAGUUGUUUUUGCUAAUACAUUGACAGGGCUAAUGGGUGUAGUCACAUGCACAAUGCUUUGGAUACCAAUCCCUCUACUCCACUGGAUGGGCCAUGAAGUUUUCGAGUUGCCGACACUGAACGAAUUUUCAUCAAUUCUAAUGAUUGCAACACUGGGACUAGUUUACAAUGGUUGCUUUAUGAUUGUGGUCUCGCAGACAAGUCCGGUGUUUGCUGCAGUAGGUGUGAUGGCUACAAUCCCUUUGGUGGCACUUACAGACUGGUUACUUUUUAAUGAGACCAUUGGUUGGGGUGAUAUCGUCGGUGGGUUAAGCAUCAUUGCAGGAUUUGCUAUCCUAAUGCGCGAGAAUCACAAGGCUCUUUAA